This is a messenger RNA of Dioscorea cayenensis subsp. rotundata (Guinea yam), 459 nucleotides long. Its product is annotated as rhomboid-like protein 11, chloroplastic. The record is from RefSeq and is a predicted model, not a curated record. Gene Ontology annotation, molecular function: serine-type endopeptidase activity. The transcript has 4 exons. The coding region runs from base 1 to 450 and encodes 149 amino acids. Lineage: Eukaryota; Viridiplantae; Streptophyta; Magnoliopsida; Dioscoreales; Dioscoreaceae. Gene Ontology annotation, cellular component: membrane.
AUGGAAUCCCAGUUCCAACAGUGGAGAGGGAAGCUUGUUGAAGAGGAGGAAGGAAAUUUUGCAUUGUGGAUAUCCUACAUCUUAAUCGGUGCCGGAGCUAACCUUGUCUCAUGGUUAGUUCUUCCAAGGUUUGCAAUCUCUGUGGGGGCAUCCGGUGCUGUCUUUGGACUCUUUGCUAUAAGUGUACUUGUGAAGUUAUCAUGGGACUGGAGAAAAAUUCUUGAAGUUCUCAUACUCGGACAAUUUGUUAUCGAUAAGGUUAUGGAAGCAGCACAAGCUUCAACAGGGCUGGUGGGGCCUUUAGGCCGAGGUUCAUCUUUGCAGAAUGUAAAUCAUAUAGCUCAUCUCUCUGGUGCUUUGGUUGGUGUUGCUUUAGUCCUUUUCCUUUAUAGAAUUCCUACACAGCCUUCUGAUCUGGAUUCAAAGGAUGGAAAUGGUAAACAAACUUGAUUUUUUUUA